Tetrahymena thermophila SB210 is the source of this 801-nucleotide messenger RNA. RefSeq names its product transmembrane protein, putative. The record is from RefSeq and is a predicted model, not a curated record. NCBI's taxonomy places the organism in Eukaryota, Ciliophora, Oligohymenophorea, Hymenostomatida, Tetrahymenidae. The transcript has a single exon.
AUGAGUUUCAUUAAGAAAAUAAUUUCUAUAUUUGAUUUUUCAGAUGAUUUUUAGAAUGAAUAUUUAUUAUUAGAUUACAAAAUACUAGGGUGUUCUAUUCUUUCAGCGGGUCUACCUCUUUUAGGUAGGUUUUAUAUAGAGCAAUCUAAAAAAAAUUAUUUUGGAGCUAGUUCUACUCUGAUUAAUGACAUAAUUAGUCAUGUAAAAGAAUCACCUCUUCUCUACUUUGAUGAGCUUAAGGAAAAAUCAUAUCCUAUAAUAAGAGCUACUAUAGAAGACCCAUAGGGAGAGUUAAAAUAGUCAUGGAUACAGUCAUAUGUAGCAAAUAAUCCAGAUUAAGCUAGCAAGGUGUUAAAUAAGAUUUUUAAAGCUUAAAAUCCUCUCGAUUCUUCUAAGGCUGUCAAUAUUGUUUUCAACGACUUAAAUGUAUUUAAUAGAGAAAUAUCAGGAUAUUAGCUAUUGGCGCAAAAUUAAGUAAACCCAUUUAUAGAUAUUCUUUCAUAUCUUGAUAUUAAAAACUCAUUUAAAGGCGUUACUCCAAGUUCAAAAUAAUUUUUUGAUUUUUCUGAUGUCUUAAUACAAGGAAUAAAACUAAAAGACAAAUAAAAUGGUGAAUAUCUACAAGUAACUCAUGUCUUCAAAGAUGCUAGGCUUAAUUUUACAGAUGAAGAAAUUAAAUUCCUCUCUAAAACUCAAAAAAUUUUUUUGUAUGUCUCAGCUGGAUUGGGAAUAUUCGCUUUAAUUAUGCUUAUUAGAAUUUUAAUAAAAAAAUACAAACUCAAAAAGUAAAAAUCUUAUUGA